AUGGCUAACGAACAGACAAAAAGCGUGCCGUCGUCAAUAUCGUUUCCUGGCUCAUUUCCCGAAGAAAUUGUGGAGCUGAUAAAUUGUCACGGGUUAGAUGUUUCAGACGUUGGACAGGUGAUAAACUUCUUAACCAACAGCGGGCUGGCGCAGCUAGUGGAGGACUCGGAGAAGCAGCUCAACCUCGUUUUUACGCAAAGCAAUACUGUGGAUGACGAUUCCCGGACAAUUUCACUAACUUUUUUUUUCAAAUCGUGCUUUUUUAUACAGUAUAGUGUACUGCCUGCCGUGCCUGAUUUGCCGGACGAUAGCCAAAGCAAGCAUAAUCCGCUGCCACCUGCUGAUAGUUGUGGGGAAGAAACGACAGACCCAUCGAGCGAAACUCCGGAACCACCCGAGGAACCACCAAGGCCUACUAAAGCCGAAGGUGGAGCGCAAACGGAACCAAACGGGACUUCACAAGUGGAGAACCUUGAAGCAGAAACAGAUGCACAGGCGGACGAACAAGCUCAUAAAAUUUCCUCGAAACCAAUCGAACUUCCAUCCAGUUCAAAGGCUGCUGAAAAUAAAACCGAUAAACCGGCUAGCACUGAAGCGGGAGCAGCGUCCGACAAGAAUCAACAGGAAUUUCAUUCUACCAAAGAGAAGAAAAGUGAUCAAACCAGCACCGACGAUUUAACGCCUGACAGAUUGCUAGCUAUUCUUCAAAACUCGCCCGUAGGAAAGGAUAUAAUACGCCUGGCAGGAGAAGGUAUCUUAUCGGAACGUCGACAGCAAGAGCUAGCCGAAUUUGUAGCACAGUGGCACCUUUCCAAUAAGAAAAAGUUGGUGGAAGCGGAUUUACAAAAGUACUCUUGGUCUGUUACUUCUCUGUUCGAGAACGAGAAAGUGGUAAGAAAAUUUUUUGACAACUUUUCCAAAUGAAUGUUGUUAACAUUUUUUUGCAAUUUCUAAUCGUAAUAGGCUGUUUUACCUCACGCAAAUCUGACAGGAAAAGGCCUACUUUCCCUCACCAAAUUAACAGUGCUGUAAUGGUUCAUUACAGCACUGAUUUGCGUUGCGUAAUGAACCAUUACAGCACUGUUUUCAGUUUUGGUCAACUU
Aedes albopictus (Asian tiger mosquito) is the source of this 1103-nucleotide messenger RNA. RefSeq lists its product as uncharacterized. The transcript is spliced from 5 exons. Bases 1 to 924 code for a protein of 307 amino acids. The record is from RefSeq and is a predicted model, not a curated record. Lineage: Eukaryota; Metazoa; Arthropoda; Insecta; Diptera; Culicidae.